AUGGUGAACCAGUUCACUUUCCGUGAUGCUUCUGCAUCAUGUAAUGAUGCUCAAUUCAUUGCUGAUGCAAUGGACUCGACUAUACCCCACCUUGUUGCGGCGGGAAACGCUGGCCAAUGGGGAACUGAGCCUCUUUCUACAAAGGAGUCGUUCAUGCAGAAGAUGCAUGAGGCUGUUUCGAAGUCGGACCAGUUCUGUAAAACGGGGACUGGUGAUCGAGAGAGAAUAUUUAUCGCCGAGGUUGAGGAUGAUCAUGCCGACUCAGAUUCCACUGCAAAUGGACACCUCCCCCAUCGUAUGGACGAGAAUGGAAAAUCCUUUGUGUCCGUUGGCUUCGCCAAGAUUGUUGAAGAACAGUUCGUGAGCUAUCUGAAAGAGACAGAGGGUUUGAAAGCCCAGGUCGAGCCUGCGCUGGAAAAGGGCAAGUUUGUCUUCCUCCAAUAUCUUGUCACUGAUCACCGAGUUGGUGAUAGACGCCGCGGGGCUGGGGCAGCUCUUCUUCAGAAAGUCAAGGAUUAUACUCUUGAGCGUGGUUGGAAGACGAUCUGGCUUGAUUGCUGGGAUGGAGGUAAUGGGCAGUUGGUACAGUAUGUCCCCAGAAGGACACCCUCGACUCGGUUCAUUUUUAAUGGUUACAGAUACUACUUUGAACAGGGAUUUAAUAUCAUGGGGAGCUUUAGGGAUGAUGAUGAUGAUGGAUCGUCAUGGAAUGGCAAACUCUUCCGUAUGGACUUGCCCUAG
Molecule: messenger RNA, 741 nt
Organism: Fusarium subglutinans
Lineage: Eukaryota; Fungi; Ascomycota; Sordariomycetes; Hypocreales; Nectriaceae
Exons: 1
Coding region: 1-741 (246 amino acids)
Source: RefSeq, a predicted model, not a curated record